CUCAUCCUGCGUGGCCUCCGUCCUCGCCGACCCAUCCCGCCGCCUCGUCCCUGUGGCCUCAUCCCUCGCCGACCCGUUGCUCUCCGCCUCUCUCAUUCGGUCUCCGAGAGGCUGAGCAAAACCCUCAAGAGCCUCAAAUCUCACAGUGUUCAGCCUCAGAGCCUCAGAUCGCCAGGGAUGAGGAUCAUUCCUGACAAAUCAUGGAUAGAUAUCCCACGGCGUCAUAGAUUUCGUGACACGCGAUACAAGGAGGGAUGUGAAGCAUUCAUGCGUUAUGCUGAAAUGAAUCCAAGAAAUUUAAGAAGCGGUGCUAUGUAUUGUCCUUGUUGUAGGUGUAGGAAUUUGAAGCUGCUGAAUAGAAAUGAUAUACGGAUCCACCUAAUGAAAUCAGGUUUUGAUGAAAAAUAUAAAUAUUGGAACUGGCAUGGGGAAGGUAUCACCGAAGAUGAGGAUCCAAAUGUGCGUGUUGAUACGUCCGGUGGUCAACGAAUAGAUGACACAGAAACAAUGUUGAAUGAUAUUUUUCCUCGACCUACAGAAUAUGAUGUUGAGGAUAAUGUCGAGGAUGAUAUCGGAGAUAAAAGUGAAGAUGAUAUCGAAGUUGAGGCUGAAGAGGUAAGAGAUGUCGAGGCUGCAUCUGUGUACAUUUCGCAGGAGGAGGAACAAACUGAGCCGGACCCUCACAUACUUUCUGCAGAGGAGAACAUCACUCUCACACAGAACCUGAUGGGUCAUAAUAGGUAUGGAUGGAGAGGAAGAUAUCCUCUGCAUAGUGUUGGAGCUUCACCCGGCAUAAGCGUGAGAUCAUCCACAGCAUCCUCCACGCCAUCUACAUCAAUAAGAGCAGCCCCAAACAGUUUCCAGGCUAUGCCAUUUGUCGCACGUAUCUCUGCGUAUUUGAUUGACAAGAUUGACCCGGAGCUACAUGUUCAGGUGACUAAUGAGAUGACUAGAGUUGCGCUGACGGCAAACUCGAUGGACGAUCUCAUGAGGUAUGUUAUACAAUAUUUAGGCGGUGUGAUUCCUUAUAGCGUGUAUGUUGGUAUCAUACGGAUCAUAAGCUCGAUUGGCGAUAAUUCUGGCGCUAGACAGAGCAGCGCUCAGAGUGGAAAUAUUGGAGGGAGCAGCAUCCGUUCUCGUAACCGGGAUAGAGAUACUGCCAACGACGACGAUAGAUGAGGGUUUUUUAUUUUUAAUGCAAUAAACAGUUUUAUUUGUUAUAACACUUCAUUUAUUCAUGUCAUGUAUCUUAUCUUAUUCAUGUACAUUGUUAGUAUAUAUGUUGUUGGAUGUAUAUAUUAGACGGAUUAGGUUGAUGUAUAUUUUGGAGUGGAUGGUUGGAUUUGUGCAUUCUGUUGGAUUUGAUUAUAUUUGGUUU
This is a messenger RNA of Asparagus officinalis (garden asparagus), 1378 nucleotides long. RefSeq lists its product as uncharacterized. The coding region runs from base 178 to 1179 and encodes 333 amino acids. The transcript has 4 exons. The record is from RefSeq and is a predicted model, not a curated record. Lineage: Eukaryota; Viridiplantae; Streptophyta; Magnoliopsida; Asparagales; Asparagaceae.